Mercenaria mercenaria is the source of this 1596-nucleotide messenger RNA. RefSeq lists its product as uncharacterized. NCBI's taxonomy places the organism in Eukaryota, Metazoa, Mollusca, Bivalvia, Venerida, Veneridae. The record is from RefSeq and is a predicted model, not a curated record. Bases 1 to 1596 code for a protein of 531 amino acids. The transcript is spliced from 18 exons.
AUGGUACUUGCUCAUCAGCAACAUGUAUGUGCGAUUCAGGCUAUUCGGGAGAUUAUUGUGAUCUGUCAUGUUCUGAAGACACUGACUGCGUUCAAGGAACUUGCUCUUCAGGGACAUGUACCUGCGAUGCAGGAUAUUCUGGCGAUCAUUGUGACCAAGCAUGUGCGGAAGAUGCAGACUGCGUUCAUGGAACUUGCUCUUCGGGAACAUGUACCUGUGAUUCAGGCUAUUAUGGAGAUCAUUGUGACCAAGCAUGUUCUGAAGACACUGACUGCGUUCAAGGAACUUGCUCUUCAGGGACAUGUACCUGCGAUGCAGGAUAUUCUGGCGAUCAUUGUGACCAAGCAUGCACGGACGACACUGAAUGCAUUCACGGCACUUGUUCAUCAGGGACAUGUACUUGCGAUACAGGCUACUCGGGAGAUCACUGUGAUCUGUCAUGUGCGGAAGAUGCAGACUGCGUUCAUGGAACUUGCUCUUCGGGAACAUGUACCUGUCAUACAGGCUAUUAUGGAGAUCAUUGUGACCAAGCUUGUACGGACGACACUCAAUGCGUUCAUGGUACUUGCUCAUCAGGAACAUGUACGUGCGAUUCAGGCUAUUCGGGAGAUCACUGUGAUCAAUCAUGUAUGGAAGAUACAGACUGCGUUCAUGGAACGUGCUCCUCAGGAACAUGCACUUGUGACACAGGCUAUUUCGGGGAUCACUGUAACCAAGCAUGUUCUGAAGACACUGACUGCGUUCAAGGAACUUGCUCUUCAGGGACAUGUACCUGCGAUGCAGGAUAUUCUGGCGAUCAUUGUGACCAAGCAUGCACGGACAACACUGAAUGCAUUCACGGCACUUGUUCAUCAGGGACAUGUACUUGCGAUACAGGCUACUCGGGAGAUCACUGUGAUCUGUCAUGUGCGGAAUAUGCAGACUGCGUUCAUGGAACUUGCUCUUCGGGAACAUGUACCUGUGAUACCGGCUAUUCUGGAGAUCAUUGUGACCAAGCUUGCACGGACGACACUCAGUGCGUUCAUGGUACUUGCUCAUCAGGAACAUGUACGUGCGAUUCAGGCUAUUCGGGAGAUCACUGUGAUCAAUACUGCGUUCAUGGAACGUGCUCCUCAGGAACCUGUACUUGUGACACAGGCUAUUUCGGGGAUCACUGUAACCAAGCAUGUUCUGAAGACACUGACUGCGUUCAAGGAACUUGCUCUUCAGGGACAUGUACCUGCGAUGCAGGAUAUUCUGGCGAUCAUUGUGACCAAGCAUGCACGGACGACACUGAAUGCAUUCACGGCACUUGUUCAUCAGGGACAUGUACUUGCGAUACAGGCUACUCGGGAGAUCGCUGUGAUCUGUCAUGUGCGGAAGAUGCAGACUGCGUUCAUGGAACUUGCUCUUCGGGAACAUGUACCUGUGAUACAGGUUAUUCUGGAGAUCAUUGUGACAAAGCUUGCACGGACGACACUCAGUGCGUACAUGGUACUUGCUCAUCAGGAAUAUGUACGUGCAAUUCAGGCUAUUCGGGAGAUCACUGUGAUCAAUGUUGACAGGUCGACAGGUCGUCAGGUUAAAAGGUUGACAGGUCGACAGGUUGACAGGUAG